Messenger RNA from Beauveria bassiana ARSEF 2860, 3333 nucleotides. RefSeq names its product SWI/SNF family of DNA-dependent ATPase. The record is from RefSeq and is a predicted model, not a curated record. Gene Ontology annotation, cellular component: chromatin; nucleus. Gene Ontology annotation, biological process: regulation of transcription by RNA polymerase II; nucleosome organization. Gene Ontology annotation, molecular function: histone binding; ATP binding; ATP-dependent chromatin remodeler activity. The coding region runs from base 1 to 3333 and encodes 1110 amino acids. The transcript is spliced from 5 exons. Lineage: Eukaryota; Fungi; Ascomycota; Sordariomycetes; Hypocreales; Cordycipitaceae.
AUGGCGCCCAUGCUCCAAUCUGACGCCGUCGACACCGACGCGUCGAUGUCGGAUGCGCCCCCUCAUACCAAUUCCGGGAGAAUGGAUGUCGAUGAGACGCCCGACUACACUGACUCUGAUACCAACCCCAACACCACAGCUAGCAGCGUUGCUGGUGAGCCCAUCGGCGAUGGUAGGAAGCGCAGAUCAGAGGCCACGGCUCUGCGCCGCAGCAUUUUCGGCAAAAAACACGAUCGUUUGGGCGAAUCAAAGGAAGACGACACGAUCCGACGUUUCCGGUAUCUUCUUGGCCUAACCGAUCUCUUUCGCCACUUCAUCGAGACGAACCCUAAUCCCAAGAUCCGCGAAAUCAUGGCCGAAAUCGAUCGACAGAACGAGGAAGCCACGCGUACAAAGAAGUCUGGCGCCAGACAAGGUGGCGCUACUAGCGAGAGACGACGUCGUACUGAAGCCGAAGAAGAUGCUGAGCUUCUCAAAGACGAAAAGCACGGCGGUUCAGCCGAGACCGUCUUUCGGGAUUCCCCUGGCUUCAUUCAAGGUCAAAUGCGCGACUAUCAGGUUGCUGGCUUGAACUGGCUCAUAUCAUUACAUGAAAAUGGUAUUUCUGGGAUCCUAGCCGAUGAAAUGGGUCUCGGCAAGACGCUGCAAACGAUCUCUUUCCUCGGCUACCUUCGCCACAUUGUCGACAUCACAGGCCCUCAUCUAGUCAUUGUGCCCAAGUCCACCCUCGACAACUGGAAGCGAGAAUUCACCAGGUGGACACCAGAAGUCAAUGUCCUUGUUCUCCAAGGUGCCAAAGAUGAGCGUCAUGAGCUCAUCAACAGUCGCCUGGUCGACGAAAAAUUCGACGUCUGUAUCACGAGUUAUGAAAUGGUGCUGCGCGAGAAGUCGCACCUUAAAAAGUUUGCUUGGGAGUACAUUAUCAUCGAUGAGGCUCAUCGUAUCAAGAACGAAGAAUCAUCACUGUCCCAAGUUAUUCGACUUUUUACAUCGCGAAACCGCCUGCUGAUUACUGGCACACCCCUACAGAACAACUUGCAUGAGCUCUGGGCGCUCCUCAACUUCCUUCUGCCCGAUGUGUUUGGUGAUUCAGAAGCUUUUGAUCAAUGGUUCUCCGGUGAGGACCGUGAUCAAGACACUGUCGUGCAGCAGCUGCACCGUGUUCUUCGACCUUUCUUACUGCGACGUGUCAAGAGUGAUGUCGAGAAGAGUCUUCUGCCCAAGAAAGAGGUUAAUCUCUAUCUCGGCAUGUCCGAUAUGCAGAUCAAAUGGUACCAAAAGAUUCUCGAAAAGGAUAUUGACGCCGUCAAUGGCGCCGGCGGCAAACGGGAAUCCAAGACGAGGUUGCUUAACAUCGUAAUGCAGCUGCGAAAAUGCUGCAACCACCCUUAUCUCUUUGAGGGUGCCGAGCCCGGUCCUCCCUACACUACCGAUGAACACUUGGUCUAUAACGCCGGCAAGAUGAAGGUCCUUGACAGGCUCUUGAAGCGUCUUCAGAGCCAGGGCAGCAGAGUUCUCAUCUUCUCUCAAAUGAGUAGAUUACUGGAUAUUCUCGAGGAUUACUGUGUAUUCAGAGAAUACAAGUACUGCCGUAUCGAUGGCAGCACGGCUCACGAGGACCGUAUUGCUGCUAUUGACGAGUACAACAAACCCGGUUCCGAGAAGUUCGUUUUCUUGCUCACAACCAGAGCCGGUGGCCUCGGAAUCAAUCUGACGACUGCCGAUAUUGUUAUCCUAUACGAUAGUGAUUGGAAUCCACAAGCCGAUCUGCAAGCGAUGGAUCGUGCACAUCGUAUUGGUCAGACAAAACAAGUGGUCGUCUAUCGGUUUGUAACAGAUAACGCCAUUGAGGAAAAGGUUUUAGAGAGAGCGGCGCAGAAGCUCCGCCUCGAUCAGCUUGUCAUUCAGCAGGGCCGUGCCCAACAGGGUGCCAAGGCGGCAGCCAACAAGGAUGAACUCUUGUCCAUGAUUCAACACGGUGCAGAGUCAGUCUUCCAAGCCAAGGGCUCAACUGGCGACACCGAUGACCUUAACGAGGACGAGAUCGAUGCUAUUCUCAACAAGGGUGAGUCUCGUACCAAAGAGCUCAAUGCCAAGUACGAGAAGCUCGGUCUCGAUGACCUGCAGAAGUUCUCUUCAGAGUCUGCCUAUGAAUGGAAUGGUGAAAAUUUUGCCAAUACCAAGAAGGACAUUGGCAUGACCUGGAUCAAUCCCGCGAAGCGAGAGAGAAAGGAACAAUCGUACUCGAUGGACAAAUACUUUCGACAGGCCAUGUAUCCCAACCCCAAGAAUGACGGCAAACCCAAGGCGCCCAGAGCGCCCAAGCAGAUCCCGGUUCAUGACUACCAGUUCUACCCUCCCAGACUCCAAGAACUCCAAGAGCGCGAGACGGCCUAUUAUAGAAAAGAGAUUGGCUACAAGGUCGUCCUGCCCGAUGGCGAGGAAGAGACUCUUUCUGAUCGUGAGGCUGAGCGGGCGUUAGAUCAGCAAGAAAUCGACAAUGCCACGCCUUUGACCGAGGAAGAGCGCGAGGAGAAGGAAGAAUUAUCAACGCAAGGCUUUGGAAACUGGAGCAAGCGAGACUUUCAACAGUUCAUCAACGGCUCCGGCAAGUUUGGUCGCAAUGACUACAAUGGAAUCGCCACCGAAAUCGGCAGCAAGACAGCCCCGGAAAUCAAGGAAUACGCCAAGGUGUUUUGGCAACGAUACACGGAAAUAGCCGACUACAGCAAGCACAUCAAGGUCAUUGAGGACGGUGAGGAGCGCACCCGCCGCAUUGAGCAGCAACGCAAGCUCCUCCGGAAGAAGAUGCAGCAGUACCGUGUACCGCUGCAGCAACUCAAGAUCAAUUACUCCGUGUCGACGACUAACAAGAAGGUGUACACUGAGGAAGAGGACCGCUUCCUGCUGGUGCUUCUGGACAAGUACGGCAUUGACUCUGACGGCCUGUACGAGAAGAUGCGCGACGACAUUCGCGAGUCGCCCCUAUUCCGCUUCGACUGGUUCUUCCUCAGCCGCACGCCCGUCGAGCUGUCACGUCGCUGCACGACCCUCAUCACGACCAUUGUCAAGGAGUUUGAAGACUCGGGGCGCGGUGCCAACGGUUCUGGCAGCAAGGCUAAGCGUGAGCCGGAAGACGAGAAUGAUGAGGAUAGUAUCCUAGGGAUGCCGGCGAAGAAGAAGUCUAAGAAUGGAGUCAAGAAUAAGGCACUAGACAAUGUCAAGUCCAAGUCUGGCAAGGGCAGCAAGGCCAGCUCUGCCGCGCCAUCCCGUGCGUCUAGUGUUGCAUCCAGCAAUUCCAACGCUGGCAAGAAGAAGAAAUCCAGGAAAUAG